AUGCAGGACGACCUUGAGAAGUGGAUUACAAGUUCACUUGAAAGUCGUGAUGUAGAACCGCAACCGGACAUCAUAGCUAAACGGGACCUAAUUGCAAAUGAGAUUCUACCGGAUUUAAUCGAUAAUAUGGCUAAGGCUGCUGGUGCUCCCUCGACUUCUAUUAUCAAUGCGUCAAGGUUCAAGAUUUUCACUCCCCGGAGGGAAAAUGCCCCUUCUAUUGCGAAGGCAAUUAGGCUGAUUGACCGUGGACUAGGCGAGCUUUAUAUAAAAGUCAAUGGACCGCAUUGGCUGGAGCAUAAAGUGGAAGAGGCCACAGAGUCAGGGUUGAUCUACCUAGCUGUGGAGGAUGAGGCUUUAGGUGAAUUGAGGGGAUUUGUCUCUUUCAUGCAUGAUCUAGACAAUAGUCUACCUGUAUUGUACUUGUACGAGAUACAUGUGGCUGAGCAAUUUCGUAACUUGCAACUUGGCUCUCAGCUUCUGACUUUAUUUCAUACAGUUGGUGAAAGGAUUGUCAGGGAUUGGAAGAGUUCAAUUUCCUUAGUAGCCACCUCCUUAACGGUAUUCUCAGAUAAUACUAGAGCUCUUUCUUGGUACAAGAAACAGGGCUACAAAAUAGCUGAUCACUCACCUCAAGACAGGCAACUGAGGAACCUGACACGGAAACCCCAAUACUACAUCUUGAUCCGAUGGCUAGUGAGAGCAGGUGAAUGA
Komagataella phaffii GS115 is the source of this 711-nucleotide messenger RNA. RefSeq names its product N alpha-acetyl-transferase, involved in acetylation of the N-terminal residues of histones H4 and H2. The coding region runs from base 1 to 711 and encodes 236 amino acids. Gene Ontology annotation, molecular function: protein N-terminal-serine acetyltransferase activity; histone H4 acetyltransferase activity; histone H2A acetyltransferase activity. Gene Ontology annotation, cellular component: nucleus. The record is from RefSeq and is a predicted model, not a curated record. Lineage: Eukaryota; Fungi; Ascomycota; Pichiomycetes; Pichiales; Pichiaceae. The transcript has a single exon.